Messenger RNA from Terrapene triunguis (Three-toed box turtle), 537 nucleotides. RefSeq names its product zinc finger protein 2-like. Gene Ontology annotation, biological process: regulation of transcription by RNA polymerase II. Gene Ontology annotation, molecular function: RNA polymerase II cis-regulatory region sequence-specific DNA binding; DNA-binding transcription activator activity, RNA polymerase II-specific. The transcript has a single exon. The record is from RefSeq and is a predicted model, not a curated record. The annotation marks the transcript as partial. Gene Ontology annotation, cellular component: nucleus. Lineage: Eukaryota; Metazoa; Chordata; Testudines; Emydidae.
CACCUGCUGGUGCACCUGCGCGGGCACACGGAGGAGCGGCCGUACCGCUGCGCCGAGUGCGGGGCUGGCUUCGCCGAGGCCGCCAAGCUGGCCCAGCACCGGCGCAGCCACACCGAGGAGAGGCCCCACCAGUGCGCGCAGUGCGGGCGGCGCUUCGGCCUGCGCUCCAACCUGACUCGGCACCAGCGGACCCAUUCCGGCGAGAAGCCGCACCGCUGCGGCCAGUGCGGCAGGGCCUUCAGCCGCGGCUCCAACCUGGCCCAGCACCAGCGGACUCACCGCGGCGAGAAGCCGUACCGGUGCGGCCAGUGCGGCAAGGCCUUUGCCGUCAGCACCCACCUCCUCAUCCACCAGCGCUCCCACACCGGGGAGAGGCCCUUCCCCUGCCCUCACUGCGGCAAAGGCUUCACCGUCAGCUCCAACCUCCGGCAGCACCUGCGGAUCCACACCGGGGAGCGCCCGUACCCCUGCACCCAGUGCGGGAAGAGCUUCCGGGCUCGGACUCACCUCCGGGCCCACCAGAAACUCCACGCAUGA